GUAUUGAAGCUCAGAUAGCUAAUUUGAAUCCGUAUAAAAUACAUUAAUAGGGAUAGCAUUUUCAAGCCUGAAUUCACACGUUUUAUCAUCUAGAUUGACCGUACUCCACCAGUAAGCAUACUUUUUAAGACCUUCAAGUACCUUAACUAUCUCUUUUCCUAGACCCAAUUCAACGCCAAAAUGAACCACCACAACUACCAAUCCGGGAUUGGCGCAAAUGAACAACUUUACCAACUCCCAGACGGCAUAACUAUCCAAGCAGCACCUUUGCCAGUCCACCCCAUCUACUACAACGGCAUCCAGGUUCCCCAAUACGCUACUCUCACCCAAGUAGAUAUCUAUAGCGGCUAUAUCAUGCCCAUCCACCCUAAUUUCGGCCCAUUUCCCCUCCCCAACGAUCAUCCCGUUGUCCCUUAUUCAGCCGAGGAGGGUAUGCAUUGGAUUGGAUAUCUUGCGCCUGAUCCUGAAAAUCCAAUUCUGAUGGACAAUGAGGCCUAUUAUAUGAAUACAUAUGACAUCAAUGGUCCACUCUAUGCCCCCUCUGAUUAUCCACAGCUUGCUUCUCCUACCGAAGGAUUUCCUCCUUCCAUUGCCCCUUUCCAACCAGAAUACCAACAGCCCACUUACUUCAACCCCCCUUCCCCUGUUCUCACCGGCCGUCUCAGCGGCGAUCUUCCCGACCUGCAAAAUAGCACUCUCAACAAUGGUACCGGUCUAGAUGACCCACCUAUCGCUAAUCCAACUGCUGAAUUGGUAGUGCAGGGGUAUUUGGACGAGAAUAUUAUAUCGGCGAUGGAAAAUCGCAGAUUUUUGCUUUAUUGGAAUGCGAUUCCGCAUCCGCCUGAGUUGACGGAUGAGUAUUGUGAGGGGAUUAGGAGCGAGCUUGAGAGAAUGAGACCGGUUUGGGCGAGGGAGUUGGAGGCUGGGGUUCCAUUGAGUGAGUUUAGUGUUAUUGAGGACGGGGGAGAUGUUGGAAGUAAUGUGGCUGGAGCUGCUAAUGAGGAGAUUGAGGAGCAAGAUGGGAGUAUGGAGUGGAUUGAUGAGGCGUAGAAUGAGGAUGAUAAUGUGGAUUAUGAUGAUUGAGAAGGUGUAUGGACCAUUAUUUUGUGCCUUUAGCACAUUUCUUCUAUAUACUUUUAGAUAGGUCAUCAUAUUAUCAAAGGCAAUUAGCCUCGAUAGGAUAUUAGAAACUACUGGUAGCUUCAAGAUCUUGGGAAAAAAAACUUCAUU
Sclerotinia trifoliorum is the source of this 1230-nucleotide messenger RNA. NCBI's taxonomy places the organism in Eukaryota, Fungi, Ascomycota, Leotiomycetes, Helotiales, Sclerotiniaceae. The record is from the annotation of a GenBank genome assembly.